Molecule: messenger RNA, 3647 nt
Organism: Ilex paraguariensis (yerba mate)
Lineage: Eukaryota; Viridiplantae; Streptophyta; Magnoliopsida; Aquifoliales; Aquifoliaceae
Source: the annotation of a GenBank genome assembly
GGCGUCCUUCUUCAUUUGGUACCAGUCUUUCCCCCGCUAUCUGCUUUGCUCGUUUAAUCAAAAAAGUCAGCUUGGGGUUCGUACGAACAAGUCCCGUUUGAGCAUUUCCUUUUUUGGAUUUUUUUGAUAUUAUGUCUGACAUGAGGUGUAAUAUCCACCUAAUGGAGGCAAUUUGAGUUAGGUUCUUUGGUUUCUGGAUCAGUGAUGGAGUGCAACAAAGAAGAGGCCAUCAGGGCCAAAGAGAUCGCUGAGAAGAAGAUGGAGAACAAGGAUUUUGUUGGGGCUCAGAGGAUUGCACUUAAGGCCCAGCAGCUCUAUCCUGAUCUGGAGAAUAUUUCACAGAUGAUUUUGGUCUGUGAUGUACAUUGCUCUGCUGAGAACAAGGUCUUUGGAAAGGAUAGGGAUUGGUAUGGCAUCCUCAGGAUUGAACCAACCUCGGAUGAUGCAGCAAUUAAGAAGCAGUACCGUAAGUUAGCUCUUUUGCUUCAUCCGGAUAAGAACAAAUAUUCUGGUGCAGCAGACGCGUUUAAGCUGGUUGGUGAAGCUCAGAGAGUUCUUUUAGACUGUGAAAAACGGAGGAUACAUGACAGCUUAUGUAAGGCUGCAGGAAGAUUUCCAACAGCUAAUUGGGCCCAGCAGCCAGCAAGCAAGCAGUCGAAUGUUGGGAGACAGCCUUGGGUUCAGAACCACUUUACAGGCAAUGCCACAUCACAGUACAUGAAUCAGCAAAACCAGCAGCCACAACAACAGACUCAGUCAGGGCUUAAGGAUUGUGCAACUUUCUGGACUGUCUGUCCAUUCUGUUUUGUAAGGUACCAGUAUUAUAAAGAUGUUGUGAACAAACUUCUGAAAUGUCAAAGUUGUAAAAGGUCCUUCACCGGUUAUGAAAUGAAUGCCCAAGGUGUGACACCAGGAGCCAAUGGGAGUCAGUCUGCCUUCUCCCAAGGUCCCUUUAAAAUGCACUCUCAAAGUACUACUAAGGAUUUUACUUCCAAUGUGGGAUUUCAGGGAAGCAAGUAUCCAACAAGGAAUUCUUUACCAAAGGCAGGAUGCACUUCUGAGGUUGGUGAGGGGUCAAAACCCAAUGAAAAAUUUGGGAAUGUGGAAGCAAAAAUUAAUAAGGAGGGACAAUCGAAGGAGCCUAAAAAGAUGAAUGCCAAGAGGAAGCAGGCAGUGGACUCCAGUGAUAGUUGCAACACUGGAAGCAGCACAGACUCUGAGGAAGGUAUAGUUAUGGAAGAAGACGGUGAUCAUUUGGCUGGACAGAAUUUCGCAUAUGGUGGUGAGGUGCACCCUCGGAGAUCUACUCGGUCUAAAAAGCAGGUUUCUUAUAAUCAAAAUAUAAGCGACGAUGAUGACAUGGUAACCCCAUCGAAAAGGGUAAAAAGCAGUGGAUGUUCCCAUGCCACUGAAAAAGAGGUUGAAGAUAUAUCAUUGAAAGAAGAGGCCAGCAGUAUGAACAAACCUGCUGGUCUUGCCGCUGAUAUGGAGGAGGACGAGGAAGAAUUAAAAGAGAAAGGAAGUUCCUUUAAUGAAGAGAGCUUGCAAAGUGGAGACGAGGAGGUGGAGAAGGCAAAUGAAAAGGCGAAAGUGACUGAGGAUGAUAAUAAAAGUCCUCAAGAUAAUCGUGUUCCUUCAUCUAAAUCAAGUCCUAAUACUGCGACAGAACCAGAAAUUUAUGAAUAUCAUGAACCAGAUUUCAGUGACUUCGAGAAGAAUAGAAAAGAAGAGUGCUUUGCAGUUGGACAAAUCUGGGCUGUUUAUGAUCUUCUUGAUGCCAUGCCCAGAUUUUAUUGUCGUAUCAGAAAAGUUUUCUCUGCUGGGUUUAAGUUGCAGAUAACCUGGCUGGAGCCGGCCCCAGAUGUUGAGGAUGAAAUUAAAUGGGUUGAUGAGGGACUGCCAGCCUCUUGCGGUAAGUUCAGACACGGAAACACUCAGACUAUUGUAGAUCGUCCGAUGUUCUCACAUUUAAUUUGUUGGGAAAAAGGCAGCAUAAGAGGCUCUUACAAGAUAUAUCCAAAAAAGGGAGAAACUUGGGCCCUCUUUAAGAAUUGGGAUAUGAAAUGGUAUUCUAAUCCAGACAGAAAAAAGAAGUUUGAAUAUGAGUUUGUCGAAGUAUUGUCAGACUAUGCCGAUGAUGUUGGCAUAUCUGUUUUGUACUUGAGCAAGUUGAAACACUUUGCCUGUCUAUUUUCUCGAAAAAUGGAGGGAAGAGACUUAAUCCUUAUCCCGCCAAAGGAAAUAUUUCGAUUUUCGCACAGGAUCCCUUCUUUUCAGAUGACUGGAGAGGAAAGGAAAGAUGUUCCUAAAAGAUCUUUUGAACUCGACCCUGCUUCUUUGCCUGCAGACCUUGAAGAGAUUGUUGUUACUGAAAAUGUGAGAACAGAGGCCGAAAAGAUACAUCUUAGUGGAUUGUGUUCUGAAUCUCUGCCAGAUAUGGUGGAACCCAAGAUAAAGGUGGAAGAAAAUACAUUUGUGGGCCAAGCAAAUCAGAACACCCAUCUUGAUUCCAAUUGCAACAGUUCUGGCAAUUUUACAGAAGAUUGUGAUGCCACUCCAGCUUCUUUUCCAGAAGAUUUUGAGAUUCCUGAACCAGAAUUUUACAAUUUUGAUUCUGAGAAAUCCCCUGACAGAUUUCAGAUAGACCAGAUCUGGGCAUUGUACAGUGAUGAGGAUGGAUUGCCAAAGUACUAUGGUCAGAUAAAGAAAAUCGAUUCCCUUCCGGAGUUUAAAUUGCAUGUAAAAUGGCUUGUUAUGUGUUCACCACCAAAAGACAUGAUUCGUUGGCUUGACAAAAAGAUGCCUGUUUGUUGCGGAAAGUUUAAACUGCAAAAGGGUAAAUCUGAAAAAUAUAAUGCAACCAAGUCCUUUUCACAUCAAUUAAGAGCUGAACUUGUGGGCAAGAAUGUAUAUUCCAUCAUUCCUAGGAAAGGUGAGGUUUGGGCAUUAUAUAAGGACUGGAGUGCUAGAAUGACAUGUUCUGACUUGGAGAACUGUGAAUAUGAUAUGGUAGAAGUUGUUGAGCAAAAUGACUUGUGGAUAUCAGUUUUGGUUUUAGAGCUUGUGGAUGGUUUUAAGUCUGUUUUCAAGGCUCAAAUGAAAGGACAAUCGGCUGUAAGUAUGAAGAUAUCUCGGCCUGAGAUGCUUAGAUUCUCCCAUCAAAUUCCUGCUUUUCGGCUGACAGAAGAAAGAGGUGGGAGCCUACGAGGGUUCUGGGAGCUUGAUCCGGCAGCAUUGCCAGUUCUUCUCCUUUGUUCUACUUGAUGUGGCAGUUUGAUGUUCUCUCAUAGAAGUUGUACAUUAACGUCAUAUGUGCAGUGCCUCACAAGCCUGAUGACUCUGCUCCGAUUUUUGUUUGAAGCACUGGGAUAAACCAAAAAUGUAUUGAGGUCAGUAGGUUGUGUAUAUUGCCUCUUUGACAAGGGCGGGAGUUUUCGAAUUGAAGGAUUUUGGGUCUCCUUCAAUUUGCAUCGGAUAGAACAGGUGGCUUUACUAGUUUAAUGUAGCAAUCCUUUUUUCUAGAUUGAUCCUAUAUGCAACUGAAAGACAAAAUUAGUGUUUGUUUUUUUGGUACUUUUGAGCCAUCUCAUGCAAUGAGUGAUAAUUAUUGAUGGAGCAUAGUCACAUACUAAAUCAAACACUAGUAU